CUCAGCGGAACCGCCCUUGCAGCGCUGUGCAGCCUGUUGCUGCCAAACCAGCUGGCAGUUUCAAUUCAAUUCUGACCUCUUAAUGUACUCGAAAUCCUGACCUUUUAACUUAAUUUUAGUUUCCUGUUUUUUUUAGUUAAUUACAUUCCAGUGAAGGGAUUUCAUUCUAAAAGCAUUAUGCGGAUUGUGGACAAACUCUCAAGAACUUUUCACUGUGGAAGUUCACAAAUUCAACUCAGCAGCCUCCGGUGUAGAGCCUCUCCGCGCGGGCCGCUUGCGGAGGUCAGGAUGGGUUCCCUGACGUGGACACCGGGAGCUCUGCCUGCCUGGAAAGCCACGCUUUUCUUCUUCAACAUAGUUUCAGCUGCUGUGGCCAAAAGACACGUCGUGUACUGGAAUUCAACAAACACCAGGUUAACAUCAGGAGAACUGUCCGUCCAGGUGAAUCUGAACGACUACCUGGACAUCUACUGCCCCCAUUAUCCAAACAAGGGGACCCUGGACCCCGGGCAGCCAGAGACGCUGGCCCUCUACCUGGUGAGAGAGGCAUCUUUCCAGGGCUGCGUGGAGACCAAUGGGGCCAUCAAGCGAUGGGAGUGUAACGCCCCCGAAGCUCCGUUUGGACCAGUGCGCUUCUCUGAGAAGAUCCAAAGAUUCACCCCCUUCUCGCUGGGGUUUGAGUUUCUGCCAGGGCACCACUACUACUAUAGCUCUCUACCCACAGAUGAAGGCCCUCCAUUGCCAUGUAUGAAGUUGCGUGUCACCGUGUGCUGUGAGCCCACAUCACGGGGUUCACAACAAAUACAAGGAAAUGUACCUGGAGGUAGUGUUAGUUCACUGACGCCAUCUUUACGUCCACUCCUCCUCCUCCUCAUCCUUGUCCUCUUGCUGGCUACCUGACUCCCUCAUCCGUCCCCACCGCUGACCUCACACCUGCUUUCCGUGGGAUCGGGAGUUAUUACUCAGACACCCAAUUACAAGUACAAUGCAAUCAAUGCUCAGACAGUGAAUGACACAAUGCAAUCAAUGCUAAGUUCCUGCAAAUGACACACAUUACCUUGUGGCUGUUUACCUGUGAAAUUCCAGAAAGAAUCAGGUGUCUUGUUGAAAACAAUUCUCACAGUGACUCAGGGACAGACACACUGAAUCACAGUGAUUUAUUUCCUGGUAUUUUUCCUGGCCUGUUGUAUAAUUGUGCCACAGAAUAUUGUGCAAAGAGUGAGGCAUAGUCAUAAAACUCAUAUCCCACUCUGCCAAAAGAACAAUGAGUCUGCCAGGACUUGUUCUGACAAAGUUUUCUCACUUUUUCAUCUCUUGUUUCUCAGUCCAUUUCUCAUUUUCUACUUAUUUUGUUGUAUUUACCUCUUUUUGAGUACCUGCCUCCAGUUGAAAAGUGGCCAAAUAAACACAUACUACUGCACUGAGCGCCUCAGGUUGGAGGUCAAUCAGUUAGCUGGUGACUUCUUACAUUUUUUUCUGAGUGUUGACUAAUUUUUACAAUUUUUUUUAAACUGCCUCAUUUGCACCUGAAAAGAAUAAAUGUGUCAAAUGUUUGUAACUACUUAGAUUUGGAAUUGAACGCAUUUUAGGAGGAACUAGGGAAUAUUCUGGAAUAAUGAGGCAGGGCUGCUGCGCCCCCUACUGGGAUUAAACUGGUUGGACUGGAGUUGGACUGGGUUGGCUAUAAACCCAGAAACUGGACACUCGACUGGCGCUGCAUGAUAAUAAUGGGACCUGGGACUGGGUUUGUCCUUUCUGAUUGGACCCCCUGUUGUUCUGCCUCUCCACCCCUCUCGCUGGGUCAAAAUAACAAUUCAGGACAGAGGGACUUGUGGGUAAAGAGCCAGCAUCAGCUCAUCUCGCUCCACUGAUCAUACUGUGGACCACUGAUGACAGGAGGCUGAUUGCCUGAUGCUUCUGUUGACCAAUCAGGUGUGCAGAUAUGCACACAAGCUUUUUGUUUGCUGUUUUUUUUGUUGUUGUUGUAUUUUGUUAUUUGGGGUUGUUUUUUUGUAUUUUUUACACAGGAUCAUUGAUUUUUAGUUGUUAUAGUUAAUAUAUUCUGCAAAAAUACGUAUAUUAACUGUACAAUUAAAUGUUUUAGUAACAGCUUUACUCUUAUUUAAGUGCAAAAGUCUGACAAAAUUACUUUUUUCAUACAUAAUGAAUAUUCUGGAUAUAUAUAUGUACGUAUGUAUUGGUUUGUUUUCAAUAUGCUCUGCUGCAAUGCAUUCUCAAAUUAAAUGAAUCAGUUGUGAUAAUUGUUAAAUUUUUGCCAGAUUAUUUUAAACAAAUCACUCCAAUUAACUGCCAUAAAUUCAGAAAAAAAUAUUAUUUAAUUUCCAUGAAUGAAUUAACAAUUCAUUGAUUUUUAUUUUCUCUUGAAAUUGGAGAUAAUCUGAGAGUGUAUUUUUUGUUGAAAUUAAAUGAAAGUGUAUAUAUUUAUAAAAACACUUAAUUAUAUCCCGAUGAUAUUUGAGUGACUUGGAAAAUCUCAGUUGCAGUUUAUUUCUCUUUUAAAAACCAGAUUGUUAGCACUUAAAAUCAUUUUUUCUCAAGAUAUUUGGGUGUCAGAAUGCUGUAAAUCACACUGUUCAUGUCAUUUUGUUUCCUAUGAACUUCGUUUCCUAAAUGGGUGAUAAAAGUCGAUGGUUGAAAAUUUGUUAAAUAAUUUCAGUGAUGUAGAAUUUUACAAUCAUGUACUAAUAGGAAUUUGUUUUUGAUUUGUGCAUAAUUUGUUCUGCUUUCACAUUUUAGUGAAGAAUGUAGCGUCUUCUGUGAAGAGCCAACUGCAAUCUGAGCCUUUUUUUACGCGGCAAGACAACAAAAUAAAUAUGAUUGCAUUGAA
Molecule: messenger RNA, 2848 nt
Organism: Thunnus maccoyii (southern bluefin tuna)
Lineage: Eukaryota; Metazoa; Chordata; Actinopteri; Scombriformes; Scombridae
Product: ephrin A4
Exons: 6
Coding region: 178-900 (240 amino acids)
Biological process (GO): axon guidance; ephrin receptor signaling pathway
Cellular component (GO): plasma membrane
Molecular function (GO): ephrin receptor binding
Source: RefSeq, a predicted model, not a curated record